Molecule: messenger RNA, 1552 nt
Organism: Castor canadensis (American beaver)
Lineage: Eukaryota; Metazoa; Chordata; Mammalia; Rodentia; Castoridae
Gene: C1qtnf3
Product: C1q and TNF related 3
Molecular function (GO): protein binding
Source: RefSeq, a predicted model, not a curated record
AGCCUUAUUUAUUACACACCAAAGUAUAAAACCAUCCAGCUGCCUGCGGUUCUCAUCUCCAGCCCUGGCAUUUGAGGGAGGAGAUCACUGCGCCUUCAGCACCCGUCAUCUUCCCAAGGAAGCUCUGUGGCUCUGUUGAGAAUCAUGCUCGGGACGCAGCUCAUCCGUUGGCACGUGCUGGCUUUGCUUUUCCUCCCAUUUUGCCUGUGUCAAGAUGAAUAUAUGGAGGUGAGCGGAAGAGCUAAUAAGGUGGUGACGAGAAUAGUGCAGAGCCACCAGCAGACUGGCCGUAGCGGCUCCAGGAGGGAGAAAGUGAGAGAGCGGAGCCAUCCUAAAACUGGGACUGUGGAUAAUAACACUUCUACAGACCUAAAGCCCCUGAGACCAGAUGAGCUACCACACCCUGAGGUAGAUGACCUAGCCCAGGUCACCCCGUUCUGGGGCCAGUCCCCACAAACUGGAGGAAUGGCCCCAGACUGCAGCAAGUGUUGUCAUGGAGACUAUGGCUUCCGUGGGUAUCAAGGUCCCCCUGGGCCUCCAGGACCUCCUGGCAUUCCAGGAAACCAUGGAAACAAUGGAAAUAAUGGAGCCACUGGCCAUGAAGGGGCCAAAGGGGAGAAAGGAGACAAAGGUGACCUGGGACCUCGAGGGGAACGGGGGCAACAUGGCCCCAAAGGAGAAAAGGGCUACCCAGGAAUUCCACCAGAACUUCAGAUUGCAUUCAUGGCUUCUCUGGCAACUCACUUCAGCAAUCAGAACAGUGGAAUUAUCUUUAGCAGUGUUGAGACCAACAUUGGAAACUUCUUUGAUGUCAUGACUGGUAGAUUUGGGGCCCCUGUAUCAGGUGUGUAUUUCUUCACCUUCAGCAUGAUGAAGCAUGAGGACGUUGAGGAAGUGUAUGUGUACCUUAUGCACAAUGGCAAUACAGUCUUCAGCAUGUACAGCUAUGAAACAAAGGGGAAAUCAGAUACAUCCAGCAACCAUGCAGUGCUGAAGCUGGCCAAAGGGGAUGAGGUUUGGCUGAGAAUGGGCAAUGGUGCCCUCCAUGGGGACCACCAGCGCUUCUCCACCUUUGCAGGCUUCCUACUCUUUGAAACUAAAUAAAUAGACUAAAUAAAUAGAACAGCUCCAAUAGAAAGACAUAGCCGAGCAGAUAUUAGUAUGAUCUGAGGAACAGUGAAAGUUUGAGAGUUCUACAUGCCUACAUGCUGUAGAAAAAAAAUUUAUUGGUUACACUGCAAAUCAUGCCAUAGGCACACCAAUUAUGUUGGAUGACUCAGGGGCUCAGAAGAGUAAACCACAAAGUAGUCUUCUCAGAGACCUUGAGAAUAUACUCUGCACCUUUAUCACUCUUCCCUAUGUACUUAAAAAAUAAUUAUCCCGAUUCAGGGUGGAAAUAAUUUUUUUACCAAAGAAAUCAUUUGCAAAGAGUUUUGGUGCUUUGGUUUCUGUUUAAUAUCAGCCUUUAGGGAUCCCUGAAGUUUUGAAUUCAUUAUUCUUUACAACAUUUCAGAGAAUAGGUUGCAGAAAAUAGGGGAAGAACAAGGACACU